AUGGAGCAGGAUGUCGAGAGCACCGUCACGGUCCGACAGCCCAAGCUGCCCAAGCAGACGUGGGACGACGUCCCCAAACCGCUCCAGGACAGGGAGCGCACCAAGCAGAAGAUCCAGCGCUACGUCCGCAAAGACGGCAAGUGCAACGUGCAUCACGGAAACGUGCGGGAGACCUACCGCUACCUGACGGACAUCUUCACCACGCUGGUCGACCUCAAGUGGAGGUUCAACCUGUUCAUCUUCGUGUUGGUUUACACCGUGACGUGGCUGUUCUUCGGCUUCAUGUGGUGGCUGAUCGCUUACAUACGAGGAGAUCUGGAGCACAUAGGAGACAACCAGUGGACUCCUUGCGUCAACAACCUCAACAGCUUCGUGACCGCGUUCUUAUUCUCGAUAGAGACGGAGACGACCAUCGGCUACGGCCACAGGGUGAUCACUGACAAGUGCCCCGAGGGCAUCGUGCUGCUGCUGGUGCAGUCGGUGCUGGGCUCCAUCGUCAACGCCUUCAUGGUGGGCUGCAUGUUCGUGAAGAUCUCGCAGCCCAAGAAGCGCGCCGAGACUCUGGUGUUCUCCACCAAUGCCGUCAUCUCCAUCCGCGACGGCCGGCUUUGUCUGAUGUUUCGCGUCGGAGACCUGCGGAACUCGCACAUCGUGGAAGCAUCCAUUAGAGCCAAACUGAUCAAGUCCAAACAGACCAAGGAGGGAGAGUUCAUCCCUCUCAAUCAGACGGACAUGAAUGUGGGCUACGACACCGGAGACGACCGGCUCUUCCUGGUGUCU
Sinocyclocheilus rhinocerous is the source of this 780-nucleotide messenger RNA. Its product is annotated as G protein-activated inward rectifier potassium channel 2-like. Gene Ontology annotation, biological process: potassium ion import across plasma membrane; regulation of monoatomic ion transmembrane transport. NCBI's taxonomy places the organism in Eukaryota, Metazoa, Chordata, Actinopteri, Cypriniformes, Cyprinidae. The transcript has a single exon. The record is from RefSeq and is a predicted model, not a curated record. Gene Ontology annotation, cellular component: plasma membrane. Gene Ontology annotation, molecular function: inward rectifier potassium channel activity. The annotation marks the transcript as partial.